AUGAGCGCUACUUCAACACCGCCAAUGAAUCUGUUUCGCAGAAAGAAGGAACAUAGACGCGGGAUCACAUACACAAUGUUGUUAUGUGGGCCAGCAGGAACAGGGAAGAGUUCAUUUGCUAAUAAUUUGCUGGAAACUAACAUUUUUCCACACAAGUAUCAGUAUGCUGAAACAGGCGCCAAUAUUAGCUCCAACCCCGAUGUGAAAGUCGUUGCCCCUACCAAAGUCGUCUCAUUCAACUCCAAGAAUGGGAUUCCAUCAUAUAUCUCCGAAUUCGACCCGAUGAGAGCCAGUCUGGAACCCGGUAUUACUAUCACUUCCACGUCACUGGAGCUUGGAGGCAACAAAGACCAAGGAAAACAGGAAACGAAUGAAGACGACACCGUCUUCUUCAACUUGAUCAUGACACAUGGUGUCGGUGAAAAUUUGGACGAUACGCUAUGUUUUGAAGAGGUUACCUCAUAUUUAGAGCAACAAUUUGAUAUCGUUCUUGCUGAAGAGACUAGAAUCAAAAGAAACCCAAGGUUCGAGGACACCAGGGUUCAUGUCGCGUUGUAUUUCAUUGAACCUACGGGACAUGGUUUGAGAGAAAUUGAUGUGGAGCUCAUGAAAAGCAUUUCUAAAUAUACAAAUGUACUACCAAUAAUAUCUAGAGCGGACUCGUUCACCAAGGAAGAACUGAUUCAAUUUAGGAAAGGCAUUAUGUUAGAUUUGGAAAAAUUCAACGUUCCGAUUUUCAAAUUUGAAGUUGAUCCUGAAGACGAUGAUUUAGAAUCCAUCGAGGAAAACCAAGCAUUGGCAUCACUGCAACCAUUUGCCAUUAUAACCUCGGAUACCAAAAACAGUGAGGGAAAGUACGUAAGGGAGUACCCAUGGGGGGUAAUAUCAAUCGAUGAUAGUAAAAUUUCGGACUUAAAAGUUUUGAAAAACGUCUUGUUUGGUUCUCAUCUACAGGAAUUCAAAGACACUACACAGAAUUUACUUUACGAAAAUUACCGUUCUGAAAAAUUGUCAUCCGUGGCCAACACUGAAGAGAUUGGCCCUAGUUCUACAAAGAGACAAUCCAAUGCUCCAAGUUUAAGCAACUUUGCAUCUUUAAUAAAUACUGGACAGUUCAACUCUUCUCAAACCUUAGCCAACAAUUUGAGACCAGACACACCAAGAAACCAAGUUAGUGAAAGAUUCAAUGAAAAUGAAUAUGAAGGCAAUCGUGAACAUGAUUCUACGACGAAUGAACAAGAAAUGUCACCUGUUAGACAGAUGGGCCAGGAGAUUAAACAAGAAAAUGAAAAUUUGAUAAGAUCGAUCAAAUCCGAAUCAUCGCCAAAGUUUAUGAACUCUCCAGAUUUACCAGAACGGACCAAAUUAAGAAACAUUUCAGAAACUGUACCAUAUGUUUUGAGACAUGAAAGGAUCUUAGCCAGACAACAAAAAUUAGAAGAAUUAGAAGCUCAAUCGGCAAAGGAAUUACAAAAAAGAAUCCAAGAAUUAGAAAAGAAGGCACAUGAAUUGAAACUGAGAGAAAGGUUAAUCAACCAAAAUAAAAUAAAUGAUUCCUCAUCCUCAAUCAAUUCUCUACAACAAAGCACAAGAAGCCAAAUUAAGAAAGGUGACACAUAUACCGAUUUAGCAUCUAUCGUAUCUGGUAGGGACUGA
Saccharomyces eubayanus is the source of this 1656-nucleotide messenger RNA. It is a transcript of the gene SHS1, whose product is annotated as septin SHS1. The coding region runs from base 1 to 1656 and encodes 551 amino acids. The transcript has a single exon. Gene Ontology annotation, biological process: division septum assembly; cytoskeleton-dependent cytokinesis; cellular bud neck septin ring organization. NCBI's taxonomy places the organism in Eukaryota, Fungi, Ascomycota, Saccharomycetes, Saccharomycetales, Saccharomycetaceae. Gene Ontology annotation, molecular function: GTPase activity; GTP binding; molecular adaptor activity. Gene Ontology annotation, cellular component: microtubule cytoskeleton; septin complex; septin ring. The record is from RefSeq and is a predicted model, not a curated record.